AUGCACGAACCAUCAAGCACGUCGACGAGCGCAUCAGCAAGUGGAGGCCGCAGCGAGUUGCGAAGGAUGUCGUCAUUUCAGCCUGCUUCAGCAGUCGCACGCGAGAUGGACUCGUCUACGGGCGUGGAUGGCUCGACGUCGAGCGGUGCAAGCGGUGCAAGCGGUGCAAGCGGUGCGACGGUGGUGCAGCCUCGACCGCGACCGCUGAUCCGCGGAGCUGCGCGGACGGGCAACACGAUUCUGGUGAACAACUGUCAACGCGGGAAUCCGGUUCUGCAACACAUGCGCAACAUUGGAUGGGAGUAUGCGGACAUUGUGCCGGAUUACCAGGUGGGGCUGUCGGCGUGCGUGCUGUUUCUGUCGAUCCGGUAUCAUCGGCUGCAUCCAGAAUACGUGCAUACGCGCGUGCAAAAGCUGGCGCACAUGUAUACGCUGCGGAUCCUGCUGGUGCUGUGCGAUGUGACGGACCACCAAGCGGCGAUCAAGGAACUCACCAAAACGUGUGUGAUCAACAAGCUCACACUGAUGCUUGCGUGGUCAGCCGAAGAAGCGGCGCGCUACCUCGAGACGUAUAAGAGCUUCGAGCUGAAACCGCCGGAUGCCAUCAAGGAGCGCGUCGGUGACGACUACCUGAGCCAAGUCACCAACGUCCUGACACAGGUACGCGGCAUCAACCGCACCGACGUCAUCACGCUCUUGUCCACGUUCGGCUCGCUGAAAAACGUCGUCAACGCAAACGUACACCAACUCGCAAUGUGCCCCGGCUUCGCACUCCGCAAAGCAUCCCGCCUCAACCACGUCUUCACUCUCCCCUUCACUCCCGCCCGUUCGCACACGCUUUCAUCCUCCAUACCCCCACCCCCCUCUUCUCCCACACACCCCUCCACCCGCCCAAUUCCACACACACACAAUCUCCCUCCCCACGAUGAUGGCCAUGACCACGAUCAACUCCUCUUGGCCAUCCAGUUAUCCCUAUCCCACCAUUCGCCUCCUCACGACCUGUAG
Molecule: messenger RNA, 1005 nt
Organism: Mycosarcoma maydis (corn smut)
Lineage: Eukaryota; Fungi; Basidiomycota; Ustilaginomycetes; Ustilaginales
Product: DNA repair protein RAD10
Exons: 1
Coding region: 1-1005 (334 amino acids)
Biological process (GO): meiotic mismatch repair; nucleotide-excision repair; UV-damage excision repair
Cellular component (GO): nucleus; nucleotide-excision repair factor 1 complex; ERCC4-ERCC1 complex
Molecular function (GO): damaged DNA binding; single-stranded DNA binding
Source: RefSeq, a predicted model, not a curated record